AUGAAAAUCUGUGUUGGGGGCAAGGUAGGCUGGUCCAGAGCACCAGCAUCCACUUGGAUAAAAUCUAGUACUGGGGACUUUCAGACAGAGCCGCUCAUUACCAUAACCGUCUGCAGCGACGGCGGCGCAGCGCCCCAGUCGCGGCGGCGGGACCUGCCGGGACCCUCGCCAGCCGCACAACCGCGGUCACCGCCGAGCGGGCCGCCGGGCCGGGACCGGGACCUGCGCGAGUGUGCAUCGGCGGCCGGGCUGGCGCCGAGCCCAGAGCGGACCAGCAGCAGCUGGAGUGCUGCGGCCGCCGCCUCCUCGCUGACCCCGCGAAGAGGCACACGGCUCCGGCACCGUAGGAAGACAACUUGCCUUUGUUCCCGGACACUUGGGGUGUUGUUUACUUUCUCCUGUGGCCGGUGGCCGGCGGGCGCUGCUGGCUACCCCAGGAGGGGCUGGGGGCUGCGGCACCGACCCCCCGGGGGUGUGUCUGUGCGGGAGCCAGGAUGUGGUUGGUGGCUGCCGUCCGCCUUCAAGAGGUCUGCCCUCCAAACCUCGGACCGCCCCCCAACCUUGGGCAUCCCUUCAUGCUCCUAUAGGCCCAGCACCUGCAGCCCCAACCACAAGACCCAGCUUCAAGCUCUUGGCCUCGCGGGGCUGCAGCUGAGAAAUGUACUUCCCAGGGCAGACAGGUGUACUGCAGGGACCGGCAGAAAAGCGACAUCUGUCUGUUUAGAAGGGUUGAAGGAUUUUGCUCGCCCAUCUAGGCCCUUCCACUACUACCACCAGGAGCCGGAGAAACUGUUGAGAUCACUUUAGGACAAUGUGGAGGUCAGGGGCUUGAUGCCAUUUAAGGCUGGCAGCAUGGAUCGGGGGUGGAAAUAGCCCUUUACUUCCCUGCUUUCCAGUUUCCAGUCUAUCAGACUGCUAACUGCUAUAAUCUUAAUCAAAUGUUCUCCAAUUUUCAA
This is a messenger RNA of Cebus imitator (Panamanian white-faced capuchin), 956 nucleotides long. RefSeq lists its product as uncharacterized. The transcript is spliced from 3 exons. The coding region runs from base 1 to 807 and encodes 268 amino acids. NCBI's taxonomy places the organism in Eukaryota, Metazoa, Chordata, Mammalia, Primates, Cebidae. The record is from RefSeq and is a predicted model, not a curated record.